UUGAAAACAACGUACCAUUUAGUGGGUGGAAUUUCCCGGGACGACGUGAUGUAUACACGAAAUCCUGGUGAAAGCACGGAAGUUUGUACGGCGGAAGGCACCAAGAACUUAAGCUUAAUUAUAGAGUAAAUAUUUGAAAAAAAGCUCCAGAUGUGUUGGAUUUUAUACACGAGUCGUGAGAAAAGGCUGUAACAGAAUGGGCAAGAAGGUUCACGUUUGUUUUUUUACCCGCGAUUUAAAAUCCGAAAGUUCUUCUAAACAAAAUUUCCUGACCUCUUCGUUCCUAACAAAGAAAGGCCCGUCGGCCUACAGGCCUACAUUGCCCUUUAUAAAUAGUUAAAAUGUGCUCUAGACUCUUCCAGAAGGUAUUUCCAGAGUUUGCACGCUGAAGCAGGCUCUCAACGUGCGACUGUUGUUAAUUGUUUACGUGUCGAAUGCAGAUGGGCGGGAACCACCAGAAGCCAUGGAUACAAAAGAGAUAAAAACCCAAGUGGGGAGCAGUUCACGCAGGCAGUUUUCUGAUUGCCUUGGUGCAAUACGGAAGUUCUUAACCUCUAACGAAAAUGAGCCUUCCGCUUUCUAUUGGAAAGGUUGGAUUGAUCGUUUUCUUCAUUUGUCUCAUUCAGGUUGAAGCCGCAGUCUUGAAAGAUGAAGAGGGUGAAAUUGGUGAAGUCGGCCAGUGCCCCAACAGCUACAUCAACAAAGAUAUGAGUUGGUUCAGACAGAACGCUCAAACUUUGCUCUUCAUGGAACAUCUCCAACAGCGAGCCAGUCAGGAAAAUCUCUUUGAUUGGUCCAAAGAGCAAACAUCGGAAAAAUACCGAAAGCAACUCCGCAAUCUGGAAGAUCAGUUUGUAAUGCCGGAAGAAGUCCCCGACGAUUGCUACGAAAGGAUGCCGAUCCCGCAGAAGAUUGCCCAACGGAUUUCCUUCCUGGAAGACCGCCUGGAAGGUUGCGGAGCUGCCCAGCCGCCGCAGCCCUGCGCUUACGGCGAACCAGUCGUUGGCGGAUACGGAUCAGGUUUAGUUUUUCGCCGUUUAUCCGUCAUCCAAGCGGAAUUAAUGCGACAAAGAAACGUCAUUCGCUUCAUGAGAACGCGUUUGAUGGACAUCAAUCGACAGUGCGAAGAUUUCAUGGCUGUUAUUCCUGAGAGAACCAAUUUCUUGGACGACUGCUCCGGUGGAGUUGUAGAAGCGAAAGAGACUUCGUGCAUGACCGGACCUCCCGGCCCACCAGGACCGGAAGGAACGCCUGGCCCGAUUGGAGUUGAGGGUCCCCCAGGACCACAAGGACUUCCUGGUUUGAACGGUUUACCUGGUGAAAUGGGACUGACAGGAGAGCCAGGUACUCCAAGCGAAUGCAGUUCCCCAUGUGGGCAAACUUUUCAACCUUUCCAACCCAUCCAACAUCCUAUGAUGUCAUUUCAGAAUCCUCCGCCAUUGUGCAGUCAACCCCCGUGCAGUCCACCCAAAACGAACACGUUCUAUCCAUAUCCCUGCAAAAACCAACUCGACUGUCCAUCCCUGUACCCCUAUCAAAACCCUUACGUAUUGAGACCUUCCUAUGCUCCUGCGUGGCCUUCCUAUCUUUCGUAUGAUCCCUCGAAUCGUUAUGUUCUCCCUCAACAGUCUACCAUCACGACACCUGCUCCGCUAAAAGGUUCACUGGAAAUCGCAGAAACGAUUGAUUCAAUCGAAAGCGUUUAAAAGUGUUUUAAUGCAACCUUCUUAAAUUCAGUUUUGACUUGCAAGCACGCUUCGUUUUACAUUAUUAAAAAAAACCAAUGGCUUUAGCCGAUUGGGAUUUUAAAACAAUGUAGUUAUUAGUUUCUUAAAAUGUAGUGUUUUUUACUUAGCAAUAAAAUCAUUUUUCAAAAUAG
This is a messenger RNA of Daphnia pulicaria, 1879 nucleotides long. RefSeq lists its product as uncharacterized. The record is from RefSeq and is a predicted model, not a curated record. The coding region runs from base 564 to 1706 and encodes 380 amino acids. The transcript is spliced from 6 exons. NCBI's taxonomy places the organism in Eukaryota, Metazoa, Arthropoda, Branchiopoda, Diplostraca, Daphniidae.